Gossypium arboreum is the source of this 2279-nucleotide messenger RNA. RefSeq names its product LEAF RUST 10 DISEASE-RESISTANCE LOCUS RECEPTOR-LIKE PROTEIN KINASE-like 2.1. Gene Ontology annotation, molecular function: polysaccharide binding; ATP binding; protein kinase activity. Bases 123 to 2180 code for a protein of 685 amino acids. The transcript has 3 exons. NCBI's taxonomy places the organism in Eukaryota, Viridiplantae, Streptophyta, Magnoliopsida, Malvales, Malvaceae. The record is from RefSeq and is a predicted model, not a curated record. Gene Ontology annotation, biological process: protein phosphorylation.
UCUGAAGUCUUUCAAUUUUGUCCUCUUAAAAAUAUCAACAAAGGACAGAACCAUUCAAAAAAUGUUAUUAUUUAUUCAUAAUAUUCUAAUUUCUUGAUGUAACCUUUUCUUUUUUGGUUAGGAUGAAAAUAUUUGCCAAAUUCUCUCUCAAGCUAGUGCUUUUACCAAACAACAUGGCUUCCUUUAAUAUCCCUUCAACCUCAUCAGCCCUGGUUUUUUUCAUCAUCAUCAUCCUUUUAUUAGUUCAAGUUCCAACCUUAUUAAGUUCAAGCAAUGACAACUAUAUGGUCUGCAGCAAACAAUUCCAUUGUGGGAACAUAAAAAAUGUUAGCUACCCUUUUUGGGGAGGUGACAGGCCUGAGAACUGUGGGCAACCAGGGUUAAAGUUAACUUGCCUGGAAGAUGAAGAAACCCAGAUCACAAUCAUGUCAGUAAGUUACAAAGUCAUCGAAAUCAACAUGGAUAUACAAGCUUUCACUGUAGCCAGAACUGAUUAUCUUCAAAACCUUUGUCCCCAAACCCUGCUCAAUACCACCUUGAACUUCAACCUUUUGAGUUAUGCUUGGAACCUUGAGAACAUAACAUUGUAUUACCAUUGCCCUUUGAUUUCCAACAUAUCUUCAGGGUUUCCAAGUCUGUUUAACUGCAGCACCAGCAAUGGAACAGAUAUGGUGAACUACUAUGUUAUAGCAUCUGUUUUGGGCAACCUUUCAACUGAAGUGAAAGAUGGGUUGAGAGCUUGUGAUAGCCAUGUGAUUGUUCCAGCUUUUUAUACUGCAGUUGAGACAAUCAAGAGCAACCCAACUCCAGAUACUUUGGUUUUGCCACUUGGUAAUGGAUUUGGAUUGAAAUGGGACGCAAAUAUAGCUUCCAAAUGUGAAGACUGCAAUGGUUCUGGUGGUAGGUGUGGGUAUAAUAAGAGUUCGAAUCAAUUCACUUGUUAUUGCCCAAAUCAUACUGAUGCAUCAACUUGUCUUCUAUCAGGGUCAUCUGAAGGUACUGGUUUGAAGAUUAAACUAAUCAUAGGGUUUGCAGUGGUUGGGGUUACUGUUAUGGUAGUUUGCCUUGUGGUGUUUGCCUUGAAGCUUAAGAAAGGAUCGUUGUCAAGUGGGAAGCUGAUGAAUUUACGGCGGAAUAUAGGUAAGAACACUGAAAAGGUUGAAGCAUUCAUCAUGAGAUACGGUUCAGAGCUUGCUCCAAAGCGAUAUUCUUAUUCAGACAUCAAGAAAAUCACCAAGUCGUUCAAAGACAAGCUCGGCGAAGGCGGAUUUGGCACUGUCUACAAAGGCAAGUUGCCCAACGGUCGUCUUGUUGCAGUUAAAGUCCUGAGUGAAUCAAGGGAGGAUGGAGAGGAAUUCAUUAACGAAGUGGCGAGUAUUAGUCGAACUUCUCAUGUCAACGUGGUGACGUUUCUUGGAUUUUGUUAUGAGAAUUCGAUGAGGGCUUUGUUCUAUGAAUUCAUGCCGAAUGGAUCAUUAGAUAAGUUUAUCUACCAGCACGGAUCGCCGGAUAAAAUUUGUAUGCUAAACCGGAAAACAUUGUUUGAAAUUGCCGUUGGCAUUGCUAGAGGACUAGAAUAUCUACAUCGAGGAUGCAACACCAGGAUUUUGCAUUUGGACAUAAAACCACAUAACAUUCUUUUAGACGAAAAUUUCGUUCCGAAGAUUUCGGAUUUCGGUCUUGCUAAGUUAUGCGAGCGGAAGGAAAGCAUUCUUUCAUCGAUAACUGCUCGAGGAACAAUAGGAUACAUUGCUCCAGAACUAUUUUGUCGAAACUUUGGAGGCAUUUCUUACAAAUCCGAUGUUUAUAGCUACGGGAUGAUGGUCCUUGAAAUGGUUGGAGCAAAAGAAAACGUUCAUGUCGGAGGGUCUCUAACAAGUGAAAUGAACUUUCACUCGUGGAUUUACAAACAUCUCCCACAAGAAGCAUUCAAUCUUGAAGGAAUCACAGCAGAAGAUGAAGAAAUAACUAAGAAGAUGAUUAUAAUAAGCUUAUGGUGCAUUCAAACUAAUCCAUCAGAUCGACCGUCGAUGACGAAAGUGCUAGAUAUGCUACAAGGCAAUCUUCAAUCAUUAGCAAUUCCACCAAGACCUUUUCUGUUUUCUCCUCAACAAUCACCCCCAAACACCUCAUCUACAAUAUCAUUAUUUGCAUCAUCCAUUACCAUGAACACCGAAUAACUAGACCGCGAUAAAUUUUUUUUAUUAAAAAAUUAACUUCUUUUACCUUGUAGAAAAGUUUUAAUUUAUAUAUAUUUCAUUAGAGUUGUUCGGAUCAAA